GCCUUUCCUCCGAGUGCGGCCACGGCCCUGCUCUACUGCGGCCUGGUGACCGUCUUCUUCGCGGCCAUCAAGCUGGUCAGCUACCGCCUGCACCUCAUGUUCGACCAGGGAGAGGUGGUGCGCCCCAGGCCCCCGGGGGCGCGGGAGAAGCCGCAGGGCGAGCCCCGGCCGGCCUCAAGACUCCCAGGUGGGCCCCGGGGCCGCGUCCCGGACCCCCGGCGGCCCCAGCGCCCCGGCCCGGCCGAGCCCGAGGCCCGGGCCCGCGGCACGGCGACGGCGGGCUCCUGCCCCGCCCCUCCGGCACCCUCACAGCACCAAGAAGGUGGAGACCCCCGGGAGCCGCCCCACGCCGCCCCUCCACGGCCGCUCCGGAGCACAGAGCGUCCACUCCCGCCCGUCCUCCGGGCUCUCGCCCCAGUGGGUGGCCUCUUCGGUUUCCGUCCACCCAGCGCGGCGAGUGGCCGGUGCCUCCCGCGCCAGCUCCCUGCCAGAGACCCCUUGAGAGGGGUCCCCUUCUCCACCCCUGCCUGCCGCCCCCCUGCCUGCUGCCCCAUCCUCCCUGCCCACUCCCUGCCUGCCGCCCCUGUGCCAUCGUCCUUGUCCCGCUUUGGUAGCUGGGUUGCCGGGGGAGCGCUGCGCUCCGGCUGCCUCUCUGCCCAGACGCCCCGGGCCGCAGCGCGGCUGCCUUGGCUGGGCGUCGCCUCCCUCGGGGGCCAUUCUGGGGAAGGGCGGUGCCCGGCCGCGCGGACGCUGGAGGAGUUGUUGGCUUUGUCUCUGUUUCAGCGGGAGUCCGCGGUGCGGGGGACGGCGGAGGAUCUCAAAGCGAAAGCUCUGCUGGGUGGCGCUGUCAGACGACCACGCCGAGCCGCCGCCGUCCUCCGCCUCCCCCGGGACCGCGGCGAGGAGCCCCCCCGCCUCCCCGUCCCCCGGACCCACCGGAGCCGCGAAGGCCCACGGGGAGCAGCCGCGCCCGGCCCGCCACGGGUCCCAGGGCGGCUUGGAGGACCCCGGCGCCCCGAGGACGCCGCCACGGCGGGUCCUGGUCCCAGUGUGACCUGCCCCGCCCUCCGUGGGGCGGGGGGAAACCCGUGCCGGGCCCCGACCCCGAGGCGGCGGGGGAGCGGGACGGCCGGAGCAGCGGCUGCCAGCGGCGUGACACCGAGGCCCAGGACGGCUCCGGCAGCCAGGGGGCGCUGGCCCUCGCCGAGGGCCCCCCGGCCCGGGGACCCGCUGAGCCUGCGUGAGCCCAUUAGAAUCGUGGUCACCACGAGCAGCACCCCGCACUCCGCCAGUGACAUGGACAGCUCUCCGGACCUACGGGCCCCACGUGCGGGCGGGGACCCCGCGGUGCUCAGCUCUGACGCAGACCCCGAGCAGACCGGGCCCCCCGGGGCCACCCCGGUGCUGCCCCCGGACGGGGCCGGCGGUGGCGCCCGUCCCCACGGCCAAGGAAGGGAAGGGAUCCCAGAGGGCCGGGCGGCAGAGGCCCGGGGCCGGCGCGGGGCCGGGGCAUCGGGAUCUGGAGCUGGGCCGCAGGCCCCCGGGGACGCCGGCCCCGCCCCAGGGCCCGCGCCGGGCGGCCUGGACCCGGCCUCGUGCAGGAGCGGCCAGGAGAAGCGGCACGCCCGCGUGCUCAGCGUGGACAGCGGCACCGACGUCUUCCUGAGCCGGGGCGGCGCCGAGGGGGCCGGCGAGCGGGAGCGGCCCAUGCCCACCUCCAAGUCGGACCUGGAGGCCAAGGAAGGCCAGGUGCCCGACGAGUCCAACUUCCUGGAGUUCGUCUCCCUGCUGGAGUCCAUCAGCACGUCCCAGGCGGCGGCCCCCGCCCACAGCCCCAGGGGCGCGGGAGCCCGUGUGUCGGGCGGUGACUCCCCAGGGAGGAAGGAGGAGCCCCAGGCAGGGGAGGAGCCCGGUGGACCGGAUUCCAGGCUGGGACAGCCCGACGCGCCCAGCCGGCAGCCGGCCGGUGCCAGCCCCGCGUGCACGCCGCCCGCCCAGGCCGCUGCCCCUUUCCAGGGCAGCCGGCAGAGGCAGAUCGUGUACAGGGCCACCUCCCAGCAGGACAGCUCCGUCCUGCAGGUCAUCAGCGGGCCCGAGACCUCGGGGCAGGAGGAGAUGUCCGUGGACGCCAUGCAGGUCUUCAUCGAUGAGCGCGGGGAAAUCCGGUCCUGUUACUUGAAGUCCGGGAAGCAGAAGGAAGGCCCCGCGCAGCGCCCCGCGGCGACCGGCCGCGUCUCCCACGCCCGGGAGACGCGGGCCAGCUCCUCCAGCACCACCCCCUCCGGGAGCCCCGACCCGUCCUCGGGGGACCCGGCCGUCAGCGCCCUGCAACAGCAGCUGCUGCUCAUGGUGGCCCGGAGGACGCAGUCCGAGACGCCCAGGCACGUCAGCCAGGAUCUGGAAGACUCCUCGUGUUCUUCUGCACAAGGGAAAUUCAAUCGGGAGCAGUUCUACAAGUUCAUCAUUUUCCCUGGCAAGUGGAUCAAAGUGUGGUACGACCGCCUCACCCUGCUGGCGCUACUGGAUCGGACGGAGGACGUCAAGGAGAACGUGCUGGCCGUGCUGCUGGGCGUGCUGGUGUCCCUGCUGGGCUUCCUGACGCAGCGCGGCUUCUGCAAGGACCUGUGGGUGCUGCUCUUCUGCCUGGUCAUGGCCAGCUGCCAGUACUCGCUGCUCAAGAGCGUGCAGCCCGACCCCGCCUCACCCGUCCACGGACACAACCAGAUCAUCACCUACAGCAGACCCGUCUACUUUUGUCUGCUGUGCGGCCUCAUUUUGCUUCUGGACGCGGGGGCCGAAGCCACCCCCCCGCGCCUCGUGGUGUACGGCCUGAGGCUCUUCUCUCCGCAGACCCUGCUGGUGGCCCGGGACGCCCUCAUCGGCUUUCUGUAUUGCUUCCCCGCGCUGUCCCUGCUGGGGCUCUUCCCGCAGAUCAACACCUUCUGCACCUACCUUCUAGAACAAAUCGACAUGCUGCUUUUCGGAGGCUCGGGUGAGUCGGGGACCCUGUCGGCGGUGUACAGCGUGGGGCGCAGUGUCCUGACGGCCGCGCUGCUCCACGGCCUGUGCUUCAGCGCGGGUGAAGGAUGGCAGCCUGUAACGCAGACAGCACACGCAGACCCCCUGGCCGUCCGCGAGCCCCGACAGUGA
Messenger RNA from Perognathus longimembris pacificus (Pacific pocket mouse), 3150 nucleotides. Its product is annotated as pecanex-like protein 2. Lineage: Eukaryota; Metazoa; Chordata; Mammalia; Rodentia; Heteromyidae. The record is from RefSeq and is a predicted model, not a curated record.